Molecule: messenger RNA, 719 nt
Organism: Sinocyclocheilus grahami
Lineage: Eukaryota; Metazoa; Chordata; Actinopteri; Cypriniformes; Cyprinidae
Product: abnormal spindle-like microcephaly-associated protein homolog
Exons: 3
Coding region: 169-447 (92 amino acids)
Biological process (GO): spindle organization; mitotic cell cycle; establishment of meiotic spindle localization
Cellular component (GO): spindle pole
Molecular function (GO): calmodulin binding
Source: RefSeq, a predicted model, not a curated record
AGAACCAUUGAUGCAGUUUAUGAAGUGGACAGCUCUGUAGAAACCCUACUGGAGCUUCUGCAGAUCUACCGGGAAAAGGCUGGAGAUAAGGUUGCAGAAAAAGGAGGCAGCAUCUUUACCAAGGCUUGUUUUCUCUUGGUCCUCUUAGUCCAGGAUGAAAGAAGAGCAAUGGAGGUUCGAAAGCUUCCAAAGGUUUCGGAUCGCAUUCGCAGCAUCUACCGACUCACGCUUCGGAAAAACAAGAUGGAUGCUGAGAGAAACAAAGUCAAACAGAAAAUGAACACCUCUCUCAAUGGAAGUUUUCUCCUCCAAGCCACUCCUCGAAAAUCAAAACCAGUGGCCAGGUUUGCUCCAGACUGGGUUCUACGGCGUGACAAAUUAAAGGACAUCGUGGAUCCUCUUCGUGCCAUUCAGAUGCUGGCUAACGCUCUGGCUAUUGUGUCUUGAAAAUAUUGCAGAAAGAAAAAUGUUACAACCCUGUGUGCUGCCAAAGUGUUUAAUUGUUGCUCAGAAUUGUAAAUACUGUGUUUUUGGAUUGUGUAUAUAUAUUUUUUAAACUGUUUUAUCAAAAUGUUGUGGAUGACUGGCGCAUAUUUGGAGUCUGUGCUAAAAGAUUUAGCACAAGUUAGCUCUGAGAUUCUGUAAAUACGAGUGCUGUUUGGAAUUGAUUUCUUUUAAAGCGCUGUAAUCGACUAUUAAAAAGAACCAGCUUUCACGUA